This is a messenger RNA of Phanerochaete carnosa HHB-10118-sp, 529 nucleotides long. RefSeq lists its product as uncharacterized. NCBI's taxonomy places the organism in Eukaryota, Fungi, Basidiomycota, Agaricomycetes, Polyporales, Phanerochaetaceae. The coding region runs from base 188 to 442 and encodes 84 amino acids. The transcript is spliced from 2 exons. The record is from RefSeq and is a predicted model, not a curated record.
CCCGAGCACGCACCCGAUCGCAGCCCUCCACGCCCAGCUACUCGCCUCACCGCACCUCGAACAUGAAUUUUUGAGCGUGCGAGAACCGGUACCAACGGAACCGGGACCACCACUGCCCGACGCUGCGCCACGGGGCCGCCGAAAGCGCGGGCGCACAUACGCAGGCGAGGGCGUCGGCGAAGGUGCAAUGGGAGUCUGGCGGUGGAUCGUCGUCGCGCAGGUGAAGGAGGGCUCCGAGAACAGAGGCGCCAUCGAGUCUGUCGCGCGGGUCGUGCGCAAAUCGCUAUUGAGCGUCGACCCGCCGCUGCCCCUCGCACAGAAGCGGCGCCGGCCUGUCAAUGACGGCUGGCUUAUGAUCGAUGCUGGCGAGUUUGCUGUGCAUGUCGUGAGCAGAGCCGCGCGAGAGCAGUUCUUCCCAGAGCGGCGACUCUUCGUUGCAUAAGACUAUUGCUCAAGAUAUGUGUGCUUUUUUGCGUAUAUCCAAUCAUAAUUGGCCCAGCUGUUCCCUACUAUGAGGUGGGAUAAUUUC